AUGAGGAAAAUGGAAGCGAAGAAGGAAGAGAUAAAGAAAGGACCAUGGAAAGCCGAAGAAGACGAAGUACUGAUCAACCAUGUUAAGAGAUACGGUCCUCGUGACUGGAGCUCCAUUCGAUCCAAAGGUCUUCUUCAACGCACUGGCAAAUCAUGCCGUCUCCGUUGGGUCAAUAAACUCCGUCCCAAUCUCAAAAAUGGAUGCAAGUUCUCGGCUGACGAAGAGAGGGUUGUGAUUGAGUUGCAAUCUGAGUUUGGGAACAAAUGGGCGAGAAUCGCUACCUAUUUGCCAGGAAGAACUGAUAACGAUGUGAAGAACUUCUGGAGUAGCAGACAAAAGAGACUCGCUAGGAUUCUUCAUAACUCCUCCUCUGAUGCUUCGACUUCGAGUUUCAAUCCCAAGUCUUCUUCUUCUUCUCAUCGCUCCAAGGGCAAAAACGUCAAACCAAUCCGUCAAUCCUGCAAACCCACUCAGGGUUUUGGUUUGGUUGAGGAAGAGGUUACAGUUUCUUAUUCAUCUGAUCAAGUUCAUGACGAAGCCCUGAGGUUGCCGGAUUUGGGUAUUAAAUUAGAGCAUCAGCCUUUCACUUUUGGCACUGAUCUUGUUCUAGCUGACUUCUCUGACUCACAUGAUGAUGCAAAUCAGCAAGCCAUUAUCCCUUUCUCUCCUGAAAGCAGAGAGCUUUUGGCUAGACUUGACGACCCUUUUUACUAUGAUAUACUUGGACCAGCCGACUCUUCUGAGCCAUUGUUCGCUCUUCCUCAGCCGUUUUUCGAGCCAUCUCCUGCGCCUAGAAGAUGCAGACAUGUUUCAAAGGAUGAAGAACAUGAUGAUGAUGUUUUCUUACACGAUUUCCCCGCUGACAUGUUUGAUCAGGUUGAUCCAAUUCGGAGUCCUUAG
Molecule: messenger RNA, 900 nt
Organism: Capsella rubella
Lineage: Eukaryota; Viridiplantae; Streptophyta; Magnoliopsida; Brassicales; Brassicaceae
Product: transcription factor DUO1
Exons: 3
Coding region: 1-900 (299 amino acids)
Source: RefSeq, a predicted model, not a curated record